This is a messenger RNA of Acanthopagrus latus (yellowfin seabream), 4823 nucleotides long. RefSeq names its product poly(A) specific ribonuclease subunit PAN3 (gene pan3). Gene Ontology annotation, molecular function: metal ion binding; poly(A) binding. Gene Ontology annotation, biological process: mRNA processing; nuclear-transcribed mRNA poly(A) tail shortening. Lineage: Eukaryota; Metazoa; Chordata; Actinopteri; Spariformes; Sparidae. The coding region runs from base 1 to 2478 and encodes 825 amino acids. The transcript has 17 exons. Gene Ontology annotation, cellular component: PAN complex; P-body. The record is from RefSeq and is a predicted model, not a curated record.
AUGAACAGUGGACUCCCAGCUUCAGCUGCUCCGCUCGGGGGUGCCGGGAUACCCAAUGUCAAGGUGAAGUUUUGCCGAUAUUACGCGAAAGACAAAACCUGCUUUUAUGGAGAAGAGUGUCAGUUCCUGCACGAGGAUCCGUCCAUGGCAAACCUGCCACUGCACGGUGGCGGCGGCAGCCCCGUCCCGUUGUCUAUGGCCGGGGGUGGCGGGACGCCAACAGGGUAUUCCCUCGGUGGCUCCGCGGCGGCCUGUCCGGGCGGCGGGGGGACCGGUGUGUCCAAGAAGGCCGAAACAUUGGGGCCUGCAGGCACGUCUCUGGAGGGACAGCUGUUAACCAUCCCAGGGAUGGAGGGAGCACCCCUGAGCGAUGCCAAUCUUACCAACUCUUACUUCAGCAGCAGCUUUAUUGGGGUCAAUGGGUUUGGGAGCCCAGCUGAGUCUAAAUACUCAAUGAUGCAGCGGAUGACUACCAGCAGCAGCUCUCCCAGUCUCCUCAACGAUGGUGCCAAGAACUUCAGCCACAGCACUCAUGGUAAGACUUUCACAGAGCUCUGUGGAGCAGUACUCAGCACUCAUUCAGUCUCCAAAGCACCACUGCUCAUCUACUCCUCUCGUCGGUCUCCUACAGAUCCAGUGAACUCCCCGACAUCCUCACUGUUCAGUGAUUUUGGUGCUCUUAGCAUUUCCCAAAGGAGAAAGGCGCCUAACCCGACAGCAAGUGAGUUCAUCCCUAAGGGAGCUCCACGUAUGGCCACCAUGGCUCAGUCCACUGUCCCGGCCUUCCCCUCGCCUAUCUUCCCACAUCCUGCUCUCAGCAGCUCCACAGCUGCUGCCCUGGCUCCAGGCAUGUCUCUGUCUGCGGGAUCUUCUCCUCUCCACUCCCCAAAAAUUACACCGCACACCUCACCUGCUCCUCGCCGUCGCAGUCACACCCCAAACCCUGCCAACUACAUGGUGCCCACCACUGCAUCGGACCCGAGCGCUCACAUAAUCCAGAAAGAAACUGUAGGAGGGACCACCUACUUCUACACAGACAACACCCCGGCACCAAUGGCAGGGAUGGUGUUUCCUACCUACCAUAUCUACCCCCCUACGGCACCCCAUGUGGCUUACAUGCAGCCGAAAGCCAACGCCCCGUCCUUCUUCAUGGCCGAUGAACUCCGACAGGAGUUGAUAAACAGACAUCUGAUAACCAUGGCACAGAUUGACCACUCAGAGAACCCAGAUGUACCAUCUGAGGUGGACAGCUACCACAGCCUGUUCCCCCUCGAGCCCCUCCCCCCACCAAACCGCAUGCAGAAGACCAGCAACUUUAGCUACAUCACCUCAUGCUACAAGGCUGUAAACAGCAAGGAUGACCUGCCUUACUGCCUGCGGAGGAUACAUGGUUUCCGCCUUGUUAACACCAAGUGUAUGAUGCUGGUGGACAUGUGGAAGAAGAUUCAGCACUCAAACUCUGUAACACUGAGGGAGGUCUUCACCACAAAGGCCUUUGGAGACCACUCGUUGGUGUUCUCCUAUGACUUCCAUGCGGGUGCAGAAACCAUGUUCAGCAGGCAUUUCAAUGACCCAGCAGCAGACUCGUACUUUACCAAGAGGAAGUGGGGGCAACAUGAACCUCCCCCGCCACGGCAGCACGCAGGCUUGCUCCCCGAGUCUCUGAUCUGGGCCUACAUCGUCCAGCUCAGCUCGGCCCUGCGCACCAUCCACACUGCCGGCCUGGCCUGCCGUGUCAUGGACCCCAGCAAGAUUCUUAUCACUGGCAAGACCAGGUUACGGGUGAACUGCGUUGGGGUGUUUGAUGUCUUAACUUUUGACAACAGCCAGACAAAUCAUCUUGCCCUAAUGCCACAGUACCAGCAAGCAGACCUAGUGUCGCUGGGCAAGGUGGUGCUCGCGUUGGCGUGUAAUUCCCUGGCUGGCAUUCAAAGGGAAAACCUACAGAAGGCCAUGGAGCUGGUGUCCAUCAACUACUCUUCAGACCUCAAGAACCUCAUUCUUUAUCUGCUGACGGAACAGUCUCGCCUGCGCAGUGUCAAUGACAUUAUGCCAAUGAUUGGAGCCCGAUUCUACACACAACUGGAUGCAUCACAGAUGAGGAAUGAUGUCAUUGAGGAGGACCUGGCCAAGGAGGUACAAAAUGGCCGUCUCUUCCGCCUGUUGGCCAAACUGGGCACCAUCAACGAGCGACCAGAGUUUCAGAAGGACCCGACGUGGUCAGAGACGGGCGACCGCUACCUGCUGAAGCUUUUCCGGGAUCACCUGUUUCACCAGGUGACAGAAGCUGGGACGCCCUGGAUCGACCUCAGCCACAUCGUCUCCUGCCUCAACAAACUGGACGCGGGCGUUCCUGAGAAGAUCAGCCUGGUGUCUCGGGAUGAGAAAAGCGUCCUGGUCGUGACCUAUUCGGACCUGAAGCGCUGCUUCGACAGUACCUUCCAGGAGCUGCAAGCCGCAGCCUCCGGCUCUCUGUAGCGCCCUCUUGGGACCCGGGGCGGGACUGCCCGGACCUGGAGCACACUAUUGCACUACAGGGGAGGACCAGGCUCGCGGAGAUGACAUCAGCAUGGCGAAGGCAGCGGGGCAGGGCUUCGUGAACCUCAGUCACAUACACUGACCCUGUGACACCAGGAAGGCUUUUUCUAAAGUGUAUUUUUUUUAGUUUUCCUACACCCCGCAGCUGAAAAUAGUAAAACAAAAGGAAAAAAACAAAAAAAAAAACGAAAAAGGACAAAUAUGGAAGCUGUGACGAACGAAUAAGAGGACAUUUUUUUAGAUUUGGGGAACAAAACAAGAAACGACUUUUUUCCUGCUUUUAUUGUUUAUUUCUACAAUUGGGGUUUAUUUUUCAGAAAAGAUGCACUAAGAUUUUAAUUUUUUUGUUAAUUUUUGUUAUUUUUAUGAAUAUGUGUGAGUGGCCUACAGGGUGUACAGAGAGAGCUAGUCACACACACACUCGGACAUAAAUACCAGAGCAGACUAAGAAUGAAAACAAACAACAAAAGAAAUCCAGCUUUUCUAUUGACUGUCUCACUUCUGGCUGGAGACCACACCCCUUCAUUGUGACGCACUAGGAGACGGGACGCACCACUUGAGGCAUUCAUUGGGGCGGGAUGGCACCUGUUUGGUCAAACAGGCCAGCCCGCCUUUGCCUUGGUUGUUAGUUCCCCCUUCAGAAAGGACAAACCACUUGGGAGGGUGGGAAGGGUUCUUAAAACUGGAAUAAAAAAAUAAAUGGAUUCUGACAUUUUAGUUCAGGAGAUUGUGGAACAUCGGGCUCAUAUGUGUGGAUGGGUGGGCUAGCAUGGACUUGGACUUUUGGGGGGUGAAGCGUAUUUUUUGUUGGCACUGAAGAAGGGGUGUCUUCUCCUGAUGCCGUCUACGAAGUGUUUGUUACGUAUGCAGCAACCGCCUUCGGUUAAUGGACGCUGUGGUGACAUGAACUGCUCAAGGAUGGGUCAUUUUGGUUUGGCUGUCCAGCACUUGGGAGUAGCCCAUGGGUGGGGCCUCUAUUGAGGUGGAGCCACAGCUGCCUCUUUGUGGAAUGUCCUUAUUUUGUCCCCCACCCGUCCUCCUAUCCCACCAACGUCCCCCUUCUCUUUCUCUCUGUCACUCUCCCUUCUUCCUGCUUUUAUCCCAAACUUCACUUCCCCUCAGGGGAUCUUGGCCCCUCGACAUUUGAGAAAAAAGUGACGCUUUUUGUGAUUUUUCUAGCUGGUUUUUCUCUCUGCUCAGAUAUUGUGCAGGAAUGCAUGGCGGGGAAACAGGAGGGCAAUUGCCUCAUUUCAAUUCUUUAUUAUUCUGUGGACCAAUUCCAGCAGGGGUUUAGGGAAAGGGCAGAGGGCGAAGGAGAGAACAGGAUCAGGGCACCAACAAUUCUUUUUUUUGUUGUUGUUUUAUUUGAAUUUUAAAGAUCGUGAUAUACAAACGUGCUGGAGACAAAGCAGUGGCUGCUGCCUGUUGCACUCACUCGAACGGCUUGGAUUUCUCUCAGGACGACAAACAGCUGGAGGGGCCCAAUGAUUGAAUGUGUUUGGCCGUCAUUGGCCGCCCCCUGUCCAGUCAGAUAGAUGAGCUACAGUGGGAGUGGGUGGGACGUCUUCAGAAUGAGGGUUUUUUUUUUUUUUUUUUUUUUUAAAGGAAGUUAACAUUGUGGAGAUCAUGCUGUGAGGGAUUCCAUGUUGCCCUUGAGCACGGGUCAUAUUCCACUGAUGAUUUGAAUCAAAUUAACUGAACCUGCUUCAAAGAGAUCAAUCUGUGCUGUCUCAACCCACUGCUCUCGAUUAAUUCGUCUUGUUCUCAGUAGCUUGUGGCGACUGAAGAAGGACAACAGGGUCACACAGCGAACUAAACUGUCAGUUAUAAGACAAAUCAAGAUGAAAGGGAAUAAACGAGAGCAGUGUCUUGGCUGAAGUCGAUGGUCUGUACUCGAGGGCAACAAACCUGCAGGGAGCCAGCUGUGUUAGAUCAUGUACUACUUCCUCAGUUUUAGUGAAAUGAACAGACAAAAACAUAUUUGGUGAAUGUGGUGCUUUAGAAAAUAAAACCCUCGACACACAAACACACAUGCUUACCUUCAGACGCACACACACACAAUCUCCCCCCAACUCGAUCUACACAAUGUCAGUGCUCAUAUCACUAUCUUCCACAUCAUAACACACACUCCAGUUAAUAUUAGUGACGACCAUCUUCUCCUCCCCCACAUCAGCACACCUACAAUCACCAUCUUAGUAUGUUUUAUGCCCCUCUUGUGUUCAUUGUCUCAAAUUUUGCAAUAUUUGUGUGUACAGCAGUAUUUUAAUAAAGAAUACCAAAACUGA